Molecule: messenger RNA, 970 nt
Organism: Quercus robur (English oak)
Lineage: Eukaryota; Viridiplantae; Streptophyta; Magnoliopsida; Fagales; Fagaceae
Exons: 2
Coding region: 56-757 (233 amino acids)
Source: RefSeq, a predicted model, not a curated record
CCAUUCGUUUCAUCUGCAUUUAUUUUUGUAGGCCACAAUUAAGUAUUCCAAUUCCAUGGCUGCUUUCAACUUGUUCAAGCUUUCAAUCCUCUUGAGCGUCCUCUUAAAUUCACACUUUGGUCUUUGUUCAGAGACUAGUAAUAAGCAGAUAAGCAAAGGGGUAUCAUCACCACCGACAUGUAGCCGCAUAGAGUGCCCCAGCUAUGAUGUGAUUCAUGUUGGCAACAGCUAUGAAAUUCGUCGCUAUAACUCCACGGUGUGGGCGUCAACCUCUCCCAUUCAAGACAUUUCUCUGGUUGAAGCUACCAGAACUGGCUUCUUACAGCUAUUUGACUAUAUUCAAGGAAAGAACAAUUAUGAAGAGAAGAUAGAGAUGACAGCCCCAGUGCUCUCUGAAGUCUCGCCUAGUGAUGGACCUUUAUGUGAGUCCUCAUUUGUUGUUAGCUUUUAUGUACCAAAAGUUAACCAAGCAAACCCACCUCCAGCCAAAGGUCUUCAAGUCCAAAGGUGGAAUCCUGUGUAUGCAGCAGUGAGACAAUUCAGUGGAUUUGUUGCUGACUCAGAUGUUGGAGUGGAAGCUGCUGCCUUGCAAGCCAGCCUUGUUGACACGGUUUGGUCUGCUGCCAUUGAGAAAAGCCAUGGAGCUGAUCACUCAUCAGUCUACACCAUCGCACAGUACAAUUCCCCAUUUGAAUUUGAUGAUAGGGUGAAUGAGAUAUGGAUGUUGUUUGAUAUGGAAGAUGAUUUUACAAAGUAAGGAGAAUGUCUGAAAAGAUGAAAGACUCUGCUAAUUACAUCAAUUUGAAGAGAUGUACUCUUAUGUAGAGAAAAAAUGGUUAAGCUUAAUGUGGGAACUCAAUAUGCUAAAUAUCUUUACUUUUCUGUAAGGAUAAAUCUUGUGUAUGCCUUGAUGACAAGUUACUCAAGUUGUGUCUGAUAUAUUGAAUAAAUUAACUUACUUUUUAUGAUA